This is a messenger RNA of Symbiodinium necroappetens, 1410 nucleotides long. The record is from the annotation of a GenBank genome assembly. Lineage: Eukaryota; Dinophyceae; Suessiales; Symbiodiniaceae.
GUCGCGAGAAGACAGGUGACAGAGCUUAAGAGCAAAAGAGAAGAAGCAGCCACAAAAAUUCAAGCCAUACGCCGAGGAAAAUUGGAGAGACAGCGAGUAGAAGGCAAGAAGACGGAACUCGUGCAGGCAGCUACGAAAGCACAGGCAGUCUUCCGUGGCAAGAGGACCAGGAGGCAACUGGCCGAGGAGAAGCAGAAACGAGAGGAAGCAGCUACAAAGAUUCAGGCGAUCAGGCGUGGAAACGUCGAGAGAAAGCAGGUGGCAGCAGAGAAGAAGGAGCAAGAAGAGGCAGCCACGAAGGUGCAAGCAAUCUAUCGUGGCAAUGCAGCUCGGAAACAGCUGGCCGCAGAGAAGCAGCAGCGGGAGGAAGCAGCUACAAAGAUUCAGGCGAUCAGGCGUGGAAAUGUAGAGAGAAUGCAGGUGGCAGCAGAGAAGAAGGAGCAAGAAGAGGCAGCCACGAAGGUGCAAGCAAUCUAUCGCGGCAAUGCAGCUCGGAAACAGCUGGCCGAAGAGAAGCAGCAGCGGGAGGAAGCAGCUACAAAGAUUCAGGCGAUCAGACGUGGAAAUGUAGAGAGAAAGCAGGUGGCAGCAGAGAAGAAGGAGCAAGAAGAGGCAGCCACGAAGGUGCAAGCAAUCUAUCGUGGCAAUGCAGCUCGGAAACAGCUGGCCGAAGAGAAGCAGCAGCGGGAGGAAGCAGCUACAAAGAUUCAGGAAGCAGCUACAAAGAUUCAGGCCAUCCAACGUGGGAGAGCCGCUCGAAAAGAUAGAGCGGAGAAGAAGGGUGCUUUCCGGAUUCCGACAAGUCGCGAUGCCAAGGUGGCUGCAGUGCCAGCUGUCAGCUCGAUCGACAAUGGUGUCGAGAGUGACGAACGCGAAAAAGAGAAAGCCGCUACCAAGAUUCAGGCCCUUCAGCGUGGCAGAGCUGCCCGAAAAGAUGCCGCAGGCAAGAGGGAGGCAGCUUUCCGGAUCCCGGCCAGUGGGGACAGCCGGAAAGACGACACCAGGCCUGAGCCCACACCAGCUGCCAGCAAGGACGCAACGGAGCAACAGCGGGAAGAAGCAGCCGCCAAGAUUCAAGCGGUUCAGCGCGGCAGAGCUCUUCGAAAAGGUGCAGCAGACAAGAACGCCGCCGAUGUCCUCACCAUUCAGGCGAAGGAAGAAGCAGCAGCGGCGCACGCAGAAGCUGAAGCAGCCAAGGCAGCCAUCCAAGCAGCCGCGCAGCAGCGACUGGAAGCAGAGGCCGAACUUCAAGCAGCCGCGCAGCGCCGCGCGGAGACUGAGGCAGCGUGUGCGGAAAUCAAAGAGAAGGUCGCGGCGGAAGAGAGCCGCACCGCAGCAGCUGCCUCCGCCCGAUCUGAGGAGGAGGCUGAGCUGCGCCGACUGCAGCAGCAGUCGGAGGAGAUGGAGCAG